Messenger RNA from Chondrus crispus (carragheen), 3660 nucleotides. RefSeq lists its product as hypothetical. The coding region runs from base 1 to 3660 and encodes 1219 amino acids. NCBI's taxonomy places the organism in Eukaryota, Rhodophyta, Florideophyceae, Gigartinales, Gigartinaceae. The record is from RefSeq and is a predicted model, not a curated record. The transcript is spliced from 3 exons.
AUGCCCAUACUCCCGAAAACCUUGAUAAAAAAACAAGGACGUCACGCUACGAAAGCCGCUCCUUCUAAUUUCGACACAAGCAAUCAAUCUUCACCGUCGGAAGACAUAAAUGACACUCUCGCCGCUGUCUUUCCGAAGAAUCCAGACAUAGUUGAUCGGGUUUUAUCACUGCUAGGGCCGCUGAAGGAAACAUACCGACCUCUCAACUUAAACGGAUGUGACCGCGCGAGAACAGAGUUUCUUGCAUAUGGGACGCUUUCACAGAGGAACCCUUCGUGCGAUGACCGCUGGAGCUCUCAAUAUGGCGCAUACACCUUUCAAAUUCCUCCCGCUAAUGAAGUCCCACAUCUUCAAGUUACGUUUGUGCGAGGACUCCUAGUUGGUAUCAUCGACGCGGACUCACAUGGCUCACUCAAGAUUUCUGCAAACUGCUGGACGGCACCCGGUCAUCUCGUAAUAGCUCCUCCUCCUGAUCCACGAUUGAGAAACAUCCCGGUCUGGAUUCGAGAUUGGCGAUACAUACCCUCAACAAAUGGACGAGGCCUGUUUGAAAUCUUGGAGAAAGAUAUUGUCUUGUUGACUCCCAAACCACCUCAUACUACACCUUUUCGAACUCUUCGACCCGAUUUAACAGCUUUGCAACUUCCUCAACACAUUCGUGGAUUUGUACGUGCGAAGAGCUGCAUUAUCGGAUCCAAGUCUUCCCGACCGAUAUUUCUAACGGAAAUCUCAGACGCCCUCGACAAUACAGCUAGUAGCGCAGUCAUUGUCAUAUUUCGAGGCUGCGAUGCAAUGAAAUGGUGGCCGUUCUUGUCUUCGGGUCAGGAGGUUGGCAUUUCGGCUUUGAUUCCCUGCAAGUUGCCCAAGUAUAAUGAACGUCUUGUGCUGGCCGCCCGUGGACCAGAAUCAACAUGUUGUGACCUUUCGCAAACGCCUAUUGUUGAGAGACCACAACCUAGUCACAGUCCAGAAAGCUUCAAAAGACAUGAUCCGAAAAAAAGAAAGUUAGAAACAGAGAAUCGUAAGGAUGCAAUCACACUUGUGCAAGGGGGACAUGCUAUGUUAACAUACGAGGGUGAAGUCACAGAAGUGCUCGGCGAAGGGAAGUUGCAAUUAGACCACAAGGUAAUAUUGUAUCUGGGGAGCUUUGCAAAUUGGUGUGCCGGCCCUGCGGUUAGUAGAGUUUGUUUUCGGAAAGGGGCGAAAAUUGUUGCGUCUUGGGUGAUGAGCUUUAUUCGUGAGGGAUUAAUUCGCUUGUUUCCGACGGGGAGAACCUCUGUCGACGUCCAAUAUUUCGGAGACAUUGAUCUCGAAAUGCGGUUACCAAGAAGUCGUCAGAACGUUUGGCGUUGGAUUUGGAAGAGGUGGGAAUUCAGAGACAUCAUUUGGGCGGAGGACAUAUAUUGUGCCUUGCGGAAAAACCUCGGGAGCUUAUUUGAAAGUACUCUGAUAUCUAGCAGUGCCGAUAUUGCAACGGAAACGGAGUUAAUCGAAUAUCUGCUAGGCACCGAAAAGUCAGUAGGCUUAGUUCAGCAUGCGAUGUUUCUGCUUAGCGGUCGAAAAGAAUUGCUGGAUCCCGACUUGACAGUGUCGCGAAAUUUACACGCGGAAUUUCUCUCUCCCAACCAAGUACCCGAAACGCCAAGUUCUCGCCCAGCCGUUCCAUCGUUGGCGUCCAUAAAAAAAGCCGUGCGCCUUCUCUGGAGGAAGCGUGAGAGUGAAAGUGCGAGUCCGAGACCCACAGAUGAAUUGUCCACGCAAGCACCUGUACACGUUAGUGCUAUAUUCACGAUAUCGGAGAUUUUGGGAGCAUUGUGUGAGAGAGAUGAUGUCGACCUGUCUUUUUCGACGGCAGGAGUACGAGGUCAGGGCAUCUCCUUAAUCUGUCUCUUGCAAGGGUCUGCUGAUGGAUAUCCCCAGGCGACCCUGUCCGAUGCAACUGCAUCUAUGAAGACACGAAUUAUCGGGGACGUGCCUCCCUGUGCAAUCGGAAGUAUUGUUGUUUUGCAACGCUUCUCAGUUGUUAUUGAGUUUACGUCAAUCAAGAGUCUGUGUGAAAUCACAUUAGUAAUUGAAGGGCACUCAAUUGAAGAAUUGCUUGGGGGUGGUACCGACGAUUAUGACCGAACGGCUAGUUGCAAUGGAACAAGGGGAUCAGGUAUGUGUAUGGCAAGCUACCCAGGGGUUCGUGGUUCUGAGCGCACGCCGCGUCUCGUACAGAGGCCCUAUAUGUCUCCCACACAACACGAAAAUAUUCUGGACUCAAUCAUUGCGCGAUGCCCCCUCAUCUGCAUAUUCGUCAACAAGCUUACGCCUCGUCCUGCAGAAUGUGUUGUCACUGGCGCACUUCUGGCGUUUUGCCGAAGUACUCAAGACGAAGAGUGGAUCUCGUUUCCCAGCACCAAAGAGGGGUUCUACCCUUGCCGUUUAUCACUGUCAGGACAAUCCAUGCUGAGCUUCUCCAUCGCUCUUCGAAUAGGCAAUUUCUUCGCCGUGUCGUGUACUGAUUUGCUGGCAACUCCUAGUCCAGAAGAACACUUACGGGAGCAAUUAGCUCAAAGUCUAAAGCAACAGUCUCUGCUUAAGCUAAAAAGUCAUGUUGAGUGUGAAGUGCCGUACGUUAGGAGUCUAGGUAAACAGAACAAGUUAAGUUGUUUUGGACCAAAUCAAGAAGACCCUCGAAGACAUCAAACCUCACCCUCGGGCUUUUUUGAUAAAGGCAUGAUGACCAUUCACGAGGGAAGUAAGCUGGGAGGAUAUUCCCCUCUACAGACAACACUUCGUUCCUUGCGGGACAAGACAGCGAAUUCCAUUUCAUUUCCGCUUUGGGAUGCGUUCGAUCGGUGCCACGUUGGAAAGGAAAAGGUUUUGAUACUUCGUGGAAUAGUGCAGUACUGCGGACCGCCCAUCGAGGGCAGUGUGCGGUCUGACAUGCUUUGGCAGCUCCGUAUCCUGGACGAAGAUAUUGAAGUGAUCAGCAUUACCAUUGACUUUUAUGACAGACAAUCCAUACCUUACGGCAUAACGGGAGGUAUGAGUGUCAUCGUCCACAAUGUAUCUCGGGUGACGUUGCAGGGUGGAUCCCGUUUUCGUUUUGUGGGGAAUUCCACAACAUUUGUUGACUUGAUUGCUGUUCCAUCCCUGGACCAGAAUAGCAAGUGCCUUGAUUGCGUCAGCCCGCCAACCAUUCAGUCGCUAUGUUCAGCCUUUAACUUCGCUACACUCUCGGAGUUUAGCACGGAAAAUGAACGUCAAGGACAACAGUCCUGUGGAACUGGUAUUAUCCGCCUUCGGGUGUUAAAAGUUGACCAAAUACAGGUUAAAACCAUGACGCAAACCAAUUGUGCAAAAUGCGGCAUAGAAACGGUACCCGAUGGUAGCACAAUGAGAACGACAAUUUCGGUUACCGCUGCCGUAGAGGAUGGUUCUGCAGUGGGAACUCUGAUCUGCAAAGGUUGGGAACCUGUCACGCGACUUCUUGGAAUGAAGCGGCAUGAAGUUUUGGCAUUGAAAACAAGGAGCCUUUGUAAAGGGGGCUUCACAAUUUCUUGUGAAGAGGCUAAAGCAUAUCAAGUUUCUGCUUUUAAAAAUCGCCAGCGUGACACUCUUACAGACGUUUGCGAAGUGAUGCCUCGAGUAGCGACGACGAUUCUGACAUAG